CCUGAUGAUCCGACGAUAGCUGCUCGCAUCUCAGCUUGUCUAUAUAUAUUUUCUGCAGGGAUGCUGCAGCGUCUGCAGCUGGACUCUCAGCCGGACGACUUGAGCUUCAUCGGCUGUAUAGCAAAGACGAUGUUCAGAGAUGACACCACUAACUGGGGCCGGGUCGUGAGUCUGGUGGCCUUCGGAGCUGUGGUGUGCUCACAGCUGAAGGAGCUGCAGAGGGAGCGGUGCGUGGAGACGGUGGCCCAGCUGAUCUCCUCUUAUCUGAUCUCAGAACAGCACGACUGGCUGCUCAAUAACAAGGGCUGGCAUGGGUUCGUGGCGUUCUUCCGCGUGGAGGACAUGGAGUCUGUGGUUCGCAGCGCUCUGAUGGCUGUUGUGGGAUGUGCUGGGAUCGGCGCCGGUCUCGCUCUCCUGAUCCGAUGAGUCUCCAUCACCCCAUCGCUCUCGUGUCCGCCGCAGAUGAAGCGCGCAUUAGCGUGUGGUUAGGAGUCGAAUUCCUGCUGCGCUCCGCUGGACUCGGCUUUGAGCGCAACGUGCGCUCUCACCAUCCCAGCAUGCACUGCACCAAAGAUUGGGCUCGACGUGAGCCAGUGGCGAGCAGGAGUAUAUUUUCUGAUCUAUUUUUCUAAUAAAGUGUUGAGAAAUGCA
This is a messenger RNA of Sinocyclocheilus grahami, 651 nucleotides long. RefSeq names its product induced myeloid leukemia cell differentiation protein Mcl-1 homolog. Gene Ontology annotation, biological process: intrinsic apoptotic signaling pathway in response to DNA damage; extrinsic apoptotic signaling pathway in absence of ligand; regulation of apoptotic process. Gene Ontology annotation, molecular function: BH domain binding; channel activity. The annotation marks the transcript as partial. Lineage: Eukaryota; Metazoa; Chordata; Actinopteri; Cypriniformes; Cyprinidae. The record is from RefSeq and is a predicted model, not a curated record. Gene Ontology annotation, cellular component: mitochondrial outer membrane. The transcript is spliced from 2 exons.